AUGGACAGGCACUUCAAAGAUGGGGCGUGGCCCUUUGGAUACGCAGGGGAGUCGAAAGAUGUUCCAGUUCCAUCAGGCAACGCUAUCGUUCAAAUCAGCAAGAUAUUAGGUCGAGCAGACGAGCAAGUGGGCGAAUACUCGUUUGGAGGACAAGCCAAGCCUUUGCCAGCAGCACUCGGAUUAGCGGUCGAUGGAGUGGGGUCAAUUCCCGUACCAAUUACCGAAGAGCGAGCUCAAAAGCUCAUGUCUGUAUGUGAAAAGGCUUCCUCCGGUGACAACUUGGACGUCAAGAAGGACGAAAAUGUUCAGUCCGCCCAAUUGAGCUUUGACAACAUGAUGUGGCAAGAUGGUAUUGCUGCUCUAACCGCGACCAUUGCAGACCGCUUGGGCUAUCCAGACAUUACACUUGAGAGUAAGUUGUACAAGUUGCAAAUCUCGGGAGAACAAGGUCAUUUUGUGAAAAACCUGAGUACGGAAAGGGAGGAUGACGCGAUUGCCACGCUAGUGAUUCAACUGCCUAGUGCUGUUGAAGGAGGCGAUUUGGUCAUUCGUCGCGGUGGAGAGAUGAGGAAACGCCAUGAUUUUGGAAAGUCUGAGGGCACCGCUGCCUUCCUUCCUCACUAUGCGAUUCACUACCCUGAUGCGGAGCAUACAGUGGAGAUGUUGACGAAAGGGUAUCGACUCGCGCUGCUUUACUCGCUUCAUUUACCUGUGACAAUGCGUCACCGUGAGAAGAGUCACGAUGUGCCUUUGAGCGAAGACCUGGCUAGUGCUAUCAUAAGUAUGGAUCUCGAGGAUGAUUUUUUUGCGCUGCUACUGUCCCAUGAGAGCACAAGCAACAAUAUUAAACGACUGGGUGUUAAGGCGCUAACAGGCAUUGACAAUGUGCGAGUUCACGCUCUGGAAGAAGCCAAUACGUUUGUUCCGGCCGACCGGAAACUGAAGAUUUUUCUUGUUCGCUUGACACACCAACUCUGUCAUAAAGCUGAAGAUAUUUUUGAUCGACAAGGUACGCACAGCGAGUCUAUGCGCUGGUACGAUACCAGCGCUGUCUACGCUCGUAAGUCUAUUGAUGGUGAAACACUGAGGAAGUUACUGUGCGAUAUCGGUGCAAAGCUUGAUGCUAUCGGAGCAAAUUACAACCGAGAUGAGCUGUCCGUUAAAUCUUGCCGCUUAAUCUGCGAAAUGCUCGUGGAUGCCGGUAACUCUGAGCUCGUGAAACAAUUUUUCAAAGACGCUAGCUCGAAAAGCUCGUGCUUGAAGUCUCCAAUUCCAGUGUUUGCCCCUCCUUUUGGGCGACUGGAAAAUAACCAUCUACUUGUCCCUGCAAUCACCAAGAUUGUGCGAACGUUCGACUGGAACGACUAUGGUUCUGAGCUGCUUCACCGUUUUGGCUGCUGGAACGAGAUGGAAAUGGCACUUCGAGUCGCUGAUGGGUUGGAGACAGGGGCUGCCCAAGAUGCCCUGCUUCAGAAGGCAGUUUGUCUGCUAAAUGGACACGCGAAGACCAAGUGA
Messenger RNA from Phytophthora infestans T30-4, 1515 nucleotides. RefSeq lists its product as uncharacterized. NCBI's taxonomy places the organism in Eukaryota, Oomycota, Peronosporomycetes, Peronosporales, Peronosporaceae. The record is from RefSeq and is a predicted model, not a curated record. Bases 1 to 1515 code for a protein of 504 amino acids. The transcript has 3 exons.